Messenger RNA from Saxophila tyrrhenica, 270 nucleotides. RefSeq lists its product as uncharacterized. Lineage: Eukaryota; Fungi; Ascomycota; Dothideomycetes; Mycosphaerellales; Extremaceae. The transcript is spliced from 2 exons. The coding region runs from base 1 to 270 and encodes 89 amino acids. The record is from RefSeq and is a predicted model, not a curated record.
AUGUUCCGUCAAGCCGCAGUCCGCAACGUCCGCCUCUUCAGCACCACUCAAGCCUUCCGCAAGGGCCCAAUCGAGGCCGCAAAGGAUGCCGCAAAGACGGUAGACAGGACCGUGUCGGACGCCGCUGUCAAGGGCAUUGAGAAGGGCGAGCAAGCUGCACAAUCCGCCAAGGAAGCCGCCGGCGUCGGCAAGGACAAGGCGAAGGAAACUGCCGGCGAGGCAGGACAGAAGGCGCAAGAGGCUAAGGACGAGGCGGCGAAGAAGAUGUAG